AUGCCGCCGCCGCCUUCGACCGUCGACCUGCUGGUGCUCACCUUCAACUGCGCCAAGACGCUUGUCAACGUGCCAGUCUUUGCCAACCACGUGCACACGGCCUUUACCAACAAUGCCUCCAGCUUGCCGGAUAUCGUGGUCCUAUCCCUCCAGGAAAUUGCUCCGUUGAGCAUAUCCUUCAUAGGAAACUACUUCCUCCGCCCGUACUACUCGCGGUUUGACGAGGCCAUCAAUCUCGCGGCGCGGCGCCACGAGCAAAACGGCCGUCGGUCGGGGGACGACGCGCAACCUGCCAGUGCCACGACGCAGGCCGCGCAGGGUGCGGCCCAGCCGGAGCCGGAGCAGGGGCAGGGGCAGGAGCAGGAGCAGGAGCAGGGGCAGGAGCAGGAGCAGCCUUUCACGCUGGUUGCCGCCCGCAACGUGGGAUACACCGCGAUACUGCUCUUCGCCAGGGACCCGCGGCGGAUACGGAACCUGCAGGACGCCGAGGUCGGGUUCGGUGCCGCCGAGAUGGGCAACAAGGGCGCCGUGGGCUUGAGGGCGCUCUACGACGCCGGCGACGGCGGCGGCCAGCUGGCGACGACCGAGCUGACCUUUGUGGCCACGCACCUAGCCGCCAUGGAGUGGAACCUGGCGCUGCGGAACGCGAACUGGGCCGCCAUUAUGCGGGCGAUGACGUUUGGCGACCCGGAGACGAUACUCGACAGGUUCAGGGGACCGGAGGGAACGCCGCCACCGCCUCGCGUGCAUUCAAACGACCACGACCACGACCACGACCACGACCACGACCACGACCACGAUGAACACGACGACCACGACCACGAGACCCGUCGCUUGCUGCGGGAAACCCACCACGAGGAGCACCUCCACGUCCGGCGCGCCCUGCACGACAUCUCCAUCUUCAAGCCCUCCUCGCACCUCUUCGUCGCGGGGGACCUCAACUACCGCAUCUCCACGUCGCCCCCGCCCCCCUCCAACGCCGCCUUCCCCAGCCUGGACCCAGCGUCCGACAGCUACUACCCGGCCUUCCUGCCCCUGGACCAGCUCACCCGCGAGAGGGCGGCCGGCCGGACCAUGCACGGCCUGUCGGAGCCCGAGGUCCGCUUCCCCCCCACGUACAAGUACAAGGCGCUCCCGAGGCGGACGGGUCUGGACGACGAGCACGAGGGCCCCGUGCCCUGGGAGUUUGCCCCGCACCGGUACCCCGGCUGGACCGACCGCGUCCUGUACCUGGACCUCCCUCCGUGGCUGCCCAAUUCGCCGGGCGGCCGUCCCGGCAUCACGGUGCUGGCCUACGACGCCCUCCCGCUCCUGCGGACCAGCGACCACCGCCCCGUGUACCUGAGGGCGCGGGUUCCCCUGGUGCCGCCCGAGGACAUGGCGCCGCCGCAGCCGCCCUGCGAGCCGGGGCAAGGCACCAACACCGGCACCGGCACCGGCACCGACGCCGGCGUCGGCGGGUGGUCGGACCCGCGGGCCCGGCUGCCCGUGGAGAUUGACCCGGAGGCCUGGGCGCGGAGGCGAGCCGCGCGGCUGAAGGAGCUGGCGGCCGGGUGGAGCGGCUCCCUCUGGAGCACGCGCGAGGGGGCGUGCGUGCUGGCGACGCUGCUUGCCGCGGGGCUCGGAGUCUACUACCUGUGCAGAACGGCGUGA
Molecule: messenger RNA, 1653 nt
Organism: Ustilaginoidea virens
Lineage: Eukaryota; Fungi; Ascomycota; Sordariomycetes; Hypocreales; Clavicipitaceae
Exons: 2
Coding region: 1-1653 (550 amino acids)
Biological process (GO): phosphatidylinositol dephosphorylation
Molecular function (GO): phosphatidylinositol-4,5-bisphosphate 5-phosphatase activity
Source: RefSeq, a predicted model, not a curated record